AUGCGGACGGGCAUCAGCAAGCGCCAGCAGCAGCGCAAUGAGAAGGCCCUCGCGGAACUGCUCCGCGUGGUCCCUGGCAAUGACCGUUGUGCCGACUGCGGUGCUGCGACCCCAGGAUGGGCGAGCUGGAACAUGGGCAUCUUCCUCUGCAUGCGCUGCGCCGCGCUGCACCGCAAGCUGGGCACGCACAUCUCCAAGGUCAAGUCGCUGACUAUGGAUACGUGGACGUCGGAGCAAGUCGACAAUAUGAAAUCCAACGGCAAUAUACUCGCGAACAAGAUCUAUAACCCGAGGAACGUUAAGCCAUCUAUUCCAGCAGACGUUGACGAGGCCGACGCGUGCAUGGAACGGUUCAUCCGACAGAAAUACCAGCAUCGAACAUUGGCGAACGGAAAGCCUAGACCUCCGAGCCGUGAAGGUGCGAGUUUCGUCAAGCCGCUCCCGGAUCCAAUGGACGAUCCUCCAUCUCCCGAAGGCUCGCCUCCUCCGUUACCACCGAAGACCGGCAAGUUUUUUGGCUUUGGUCUGCGCUCGGCAUCCUCGACCUCCAAUCUGCGUCGCAAGAAGGGCAAGUCAGACAUUGACUACAACCCACCCGCGUUCCCCCAAAGACCAACGCAGGGCCUUGGGGCGCCUGUCGCCGAUGUGACCACUGCGUCGUUCGAGUCCAAAAUGGCCACUCUGCGCGAGAUGGGGUUCAACAAUGAUAAGCGGAAUGAAACGGUUCUUCGAGGGCUCAAUGAGGACUUGGACCGGGCGGUUGAGACUCUGGUGAGACUGGGCGAGGGAAGUAAUCCGGCGUCAGGUGCAAGGACUCCGGCUUCGAUCACAAACACUGCAUCCACUGCAUCUGCACGUCCGGUGCCUCCUCCCAAGUUGGACACAUCCACCAACCCCUUCGAACGGGCAGGGGCGAGCCAAACCCAGAGCCAGCCUCCAAGCCAGCCCCAGUCGGCGUCGUACAACCCAUUCGAUCGGCCAACUCCGCAGCCCCAAUCUGCGCAGCCGUUGGAGUCAUCUUUCCAGAAUCUGCAGGUGUCCCGGCCGUUGUUCCCGCACUCGACUGGUGGAUAUCCGAACAACAGCGGAUCCAUGCCGCAGGCUAUGUACCAGCAGCCUUUCACUCCUCCGGUGACCUCGACAUUCUCUCAUCAGAAUCCCUACGCCUCCUCUCCGCAGCCAGUGGAUAACUCCUUCAACCCUUUCUUCCAAACAGCGCCCCAGCCGCAAGCUAGCACGUCCAACCAGCCCUAUCCGAGUCCCUUGUCACAGCAGACCAACCCGUUCUUCAAUGCUGCCCCGCAAAACUCUUCGAUCCAGCAGUCGCAGUCGCAGCCACAGUCGCAGCCUCAAUCGGCUACGUCAACAUCAGUGCCUACUCUCCCAUUUCCCCCGCCUCGUCACGCAAACACGAUGCCAGUGAUGUCUUCGACCUCACCAUUCGGCACUUCGCCUUUUGGACCGGGGCCCUCAUCCCAAUCUCAGCCGCAGCAGCAACAACAACAAGCACAGAGUAUUGCCCAGGGUUCCUACAAUCCCUUCCAAUCGGCAACAGCACCAGCUACCCCACAGAGCGCUGGUUCCUACCCAAACCAAUUCCCACCCCAGUUCCAAUCACAAUUCCAACCCCAGCAGCCACAGCAACUGGUCCCGCAAGGCACCGGCCGCAUGGACAAAAACAGCAUUUUGUCUCUAUACAACCUCGCCCCCUCCCAAUUGAACAUCCCUCCUAUUCCCGAACAACCCCCGACUCAACAGCAGCCCGCGAAUGGCUUGAAUGGCAGCAGCCCCGUGCCACCACUGACAAACUCCCUCAAUUCCACCCCGCAAACUCAGCCCGGCUCAUUUAUGCCCUCCCCUCAACCAACCAGCGGGUCCUUCAUGGCAUCGCGUAACCCCUUUAACGGAGCGACCAACGGAGCCGCGCCCGCAGGGUCCGGUCUCGCCGCACAAGCAGGCGUCAGUCCUUUCCCUCAAUCCUCGGGUCUCGGUAUCGGCAUGGCAGCCGGCACGGGCGCACCAGGUACUGCCCCGCCAAUGGGAAUGGGAAUGGGAAUGAAUCCUCCCCCCUCUGCUGCUGGCGGCCCACCGGGGAACCCGGCAUUCCCUCGAAUCCACAUGACCAAGCCGAGUGUGGACAUCAACGGGUUGCAGAACGGUCGGCAUAGCCCGGACGCUUUUGCUAGUCUCAGUGCACGAUACGGCUGA
Messenger RNA from Penicillium riverlandense, 2208 nucleotides. RefSeq lists its product as uncharacterized. Gene Ontology annotation, molecular function: GTPase activator activity; protein binding. The record is from RefSeq and is a predicted model, not a curated record. Lineage: Eukaryota; Fungi; Ascomycota; Eurotiomycetes; Eurotiales; Aspergillaceae. Gene Ontology annotation, cellular component: Golgi apparatus. The transcript is spliced from 4 exons. Gene Ontology annotation, biological process: endocytosis; endoplasmic reticulum to Golgi vesicle-mediated transport; intra-Golgi vesicle-mediated transport. The coding region runs from base 1 to 2208 and encodes 735 amino acids.